Miscanthus lutarioriparius is the source of this 402-nucleotide messenger RNA. The record is from the annotation of a GenBank genome assembly. Lineage: Eukaryota; Viridiplantae; Streptophyta; Magnoliopsida; Poales; Poaceae.
AUGGCCGAGCCCAAGGUUCUGCCGGCGCUCGUGCUGUCUAGGUUCCAGCUCAGCCUGUCGCCCGCCUACGUGCACCUCAGGCUCAGGGUGGAGAGUGGAGACGGAGCACGGCAGUUCGUUCUGGAUAUGAUGGGCAUGAAGCGACUUCUUUGGAGGAUCAUGUCUGCCGUCGUUUCAAUUUUCUGUGUUUUGCUCAUCACUGCCAUACUUUACAUCGUCGCAGAUGGCAGAGCUUAUCUGGAGGCCGAGCUGAACAAACUGGCCAAGACCAUGUUUUUCAGCUUCACCAAUGAUGAUAAGGUCAAAGAGAGUCUGCAUAAGCUCAUCGAGGAGGGAGUUGAUACUACUUUUUACCAUAUCGCCUCGCUUAAGACGUGGUAUAGAUGGUUACGAGGGAUGUGA